Molecule: messenger RNA, 1581 nt
Organism: Coffea eugenioides
Lineage: Eukaryota; Viridiplantae; Streptophyta; Magnoliopsida; Gentianales; Rubiaceae
Product: probable glucan endo-1,3-beta-glucosidase A6
Exons: 4
Coding region: 1-1581 (526 amino acids)
Biological process (GO): carbohydrate metabolic process
Cellular component (GO): plasma membrane
Molecular function (GO): hydrolase activity, hydrolyzing O-glycosyl compounds
Source: RefSeq, a predicted model, not a curated record
AUGAAAAUAGCAGAGAAUUUUCUUAUUGCUCCUUUGUUCUUCUGCCUCCUCACAUUUUCAAAUGCACUAACAUCAAGCAGGAUUGGUGUAGUUUAUGGAACGCAAGGAACUAAUUUCCCACCAAUAAAUUACACAGUCCAGCUCCUUGAGAUCAAGAAUGCUGGUUUUGUAAAGCUUCGUGAUGCAAAUCACGAAAUACUAAAAUCGUUAUCUCAGAAAAGUGUUCGUGUCUCAAUCAGCAUUGCUAACAAUUUUCUCGUGCAUAUUGCUUCGAAUCAAACAUUUGCAAAUCAGUGGGUACAGGAAAAUGUACUUGCAUAUUAUCCUGAUACAAUGAUCCGGUUCAUACUUGUUGGACAGGAAGUUCUAAGCCAGAAUGAUACAACAUUGUGGUACAAUCUUGUACCUGCAAUGAGAAGGAUCCUUGAUUCAGUUAGAAGUCACAAUAUUCAUAACAUUAAAGUUGGGACUCCAUUGGCUAUGGACAUAUUGGAAUCAACAUUUCCACCUUCUAGUGGGAAAUUCAGGUCUGAUAUUCCUCAUGAUCAGGUCAUCAUACCAUUGCUGCAAUUCUUGAAUCAAACAAAGUCAUAUUUCUUCCUAAAUGUCUUCCCCUAUUUUACAUGGUCUGCAAAUCCAACAAAUGUGAGCCUAGACUUGGCUUUAUUUAGGGGCGACAAAAAUUCUUCAUACAGAGAUCCAGAGAGUGGUUUGAUUUACACAAACCUCCUAGAUCAGAUGCUAGACUCAGUUCUCUUUGCUAGUAAAAAAUUAGGCCUUGACCAUGUUGCAUUAGCAAUAUCAGAAACUGGUUGGCCUCAUGCAGGUGACAUUGAUCAGCCUGGUGCAAAUAGAUACAAUGCUGCUACUUACAACAGAAAUCUUGUGCACAGAAUGUCUGCUAAACCACCAAUUGGGACACCGGCUAGACCUGGUGUAUUCAUACCAACAUUCAUAUAUGCUUUAUUUGAUGAAGAUCAAAUUCCAGGACGAGGAACAGCAAGGCACUUUGGAAUUCUGCAAGCCAAUUCCUGGCCUGUGUAUGAUUUAGACCUGACAGGAAAGCUAGGAGAAGGGGACUAUCCCCUAUUGCCACUGCCAUCAAAUAAUGAGCCCUUUAAAGGAAAUCUGUGGUGUGUUGUGGCAAGCGAAGCAAACAUAAUGGAAUUAGUUCCACAAUUGGAAUCUGUUUGCAGCCUUGGCAAUGGAAUUUGUGAUGCACUAUCUCCAGGAAAUGAUUGCUAUGAACCAGUAACAAUUAGAGCUCAUGCUAGUUAUGCAUUUAGCUCAUAUUGGGUUAAGUUUAGGAGCAGAGGUACAGCUUGUCAUUUCAAUGGUCUUGCAGUGCUAACCACCACAGAUCCAAGCCAUGGAUCGUGCAAGUUUCCAAGUAUUCAAGUUGGUUUGGAAAUUAGUUUAGGUACUUCUGCAAAAGCAGAUGACUAUUGGCUUAAGAGGCAUCGUUCUUCUCCAAAUUCAUCACUGACUCUACAUCUUCCAAAGAAGCAUAAUUUGGUGAGCAAUGAAAUGCUCAUUGCUCAUGAGACAUGCAUGGAGCCCGAGUUUUUCAGAUAUACUUGA